UCGGCGGGUGGCGUCCGUUACAAACCAGCUCCCUCAGUGGCCGCGACCGUGAGGUAAAAAACCGUUAGGCCAUGGCGUCGCCUGAGGCCCAAGUCGGGGCUUCCCGGUCUCUCCCUCCCCGCGCGCCCGGCUCCCACGUUUUCGUCACGGUGGAGAUGCACGCGGGCGGGGAGCCGCUACGCGUGGUUCCUCCGGGCGGCCUGGGGCCCUUGGAGCCCCCCCGGGACCUUCCCCUGCUGGCCCGCCGCCGCCUCCUCCUGGAGCUCCCGGAGCUGGACGCGGCCCGGCGGCUGCUAAUGCACGAGCCCCGCGGGCACCGCGACAUGUACGGGGCGGCGCUGGUGCCCAGCGAGCUGCCGGGCGCCGCCUUCGGGGCUCUCUUCGUGCACAACGAGGGCGGCAGCGCCAUGUGCGGCCACGCCGUCCUGUGUCUCGCCCGCUUCGCCCUCGACUACGGCCUCUGCCCGACGCCUCCGGGACCCGAUGAGGCCGCCGCCGUCGUCAUCCACUGCCCCUGCGGGCCUGUCACCGCCUUCGCCAGCUGGGAUGGCCAGCGCAGCGGCAGCCGAGUCCGCUUCCACAGCGUCGCCGCCUUCGCCGCCGCCACCGAUUUAACAGUUGAUGUUCCUGGCUAUGGAAAAGUAGUUGUGGAUGUUGGAUAUGGCGGCACUUUCUAUGCAUUUGUCAGUGCUGAUCGGUUGGGACUUGAUCUUUCUUCUUCAAGGAUUAGGGAUCUAGUAGAUGCAGCAUCUGCAGUAACUGAAGCAGUAAAGGCUCAGUUCAAAGUUCACCAUCCUGAGAUUGAAGACACGGCUUUCAUUUAUGGGACUAUCCUGACAGAUGGAAAAGAUGCAUUUAGUGAUGAACCAACAAGCAACAUAUGUGUGUUUGCAGAUGCACAGGUUGACCGAAGUCCUACCGGGUCGGGUGUGACAGCUCGCAUUGCUCUACAAUACCAUAAAGGACUCAUUCAGCUGAACCAGACCAGGACCUUCAGAAGCAUAACAACUGGUUCCCUGUUCACUGGAAAAGCAAUAAAGGAAACCAAAUGUGGUGACCACAAUGCUGUUAUUGUAGAAGUCUCUGGAGAAUCUUUUUAUACUGGAAUGUCAACCUUCACUUUUGAGGAGGAAGACCCACUGAAAUACGGUUUCUUUCUUAAGUGACUGUGCUACUAUACUGCUUCCAAUAACCCUGUUUACUUUGAUAUGUGUAUUUUGCUUUCUUUUAAUUGUUGGCAUUACCCUCUAUCUUACUGGUGAUUAAGGCUCUCAUUCAAUUUCACCAAAGUGGUUCUUUUUAAAAAAAAAAAAUAUAUUAAGGGUUUUCUGAAGCUCCUUGUCCAUACAUAAAAUGUAAUAGAAGUUAGUGUAGCAGUAUGACUUGAGACUGAACUGUGAAGUAGCAGGUUCAUUUGAUUGCCUUAGGUAGGCCUUACUAAGUCUACGCCCUCCCCAUCUUCAGUAGCGAGAUGAUAAUACGGAUAUGCAUUACAAAGUUGUUGUAAAGAUUACCAAGAUACAUAUAUAAAUGCUUGUUCCCGUUUCUAGCAGUAGGCCGGUCAAGAUUGAUAAGCAGGUAAGGGAUGGAGGUUUCUUGCCCUUUCUCCAACCCCACAGGCUCACUCACCUGGUCUGGUCUGAUAAAGAAUUGAAUGCAGUACCCUAAUGAACAAGACUGCGAAAUAACCCCUGCAGGGGCCAUUUUUAUAUUCAAAGUGCUACAGAAUUUGUAUGUUACAUUUCUUGGACCUUUUUGAUGGCAGUUAUGUCUCUUCAUGCUGCUUUCAUUGCUGGACUUCUUUAACCUUUACUGUAAUGCUGCAGUGCAUGUGUGAACGCAAUACUUUAACACUUCCCUUCUUUGUGUGAAGUUGCUGGGAUAUCAACAGGCACCUGAUUAAAGAACAUAUAAGUAAUUCCCUGUAACAGACUAGCAAUAAAUCAGGCUCUGGAAUCGUGAUUCUCAAAAGAGGAAGGUAUGACUUCCGCACCACAAGCUUCAUUUAAAGUAUGCUUUAGUUUAACAUUUAAAUUUAUCUGUAUUUUAGUUAAUACUUUAUAUUGUCUUAUGUAAAACCACUUAGAGCUUUUUGAUUUUAAGUGGAAUACUAAGCAUGCUGCAACCCCACCUUGUCAAAUAAAAUUAAAGAAUUAUGUCAUGGUACUAUGCUUUCUAUCUAUAAUAAAGAUUUAAACAUCCCCUCCUUAAGAGUUGUCAAGGGCAAAUGAUUUUUUUGCAGGUUUCUCUGAAUACCCCAAAAACCUGUUUAAGAAGGAACAGCUGACACAUAUACCUCUAUCGUUGCACUGUUUGGUACCUCAUAUCAGGAUAGCAUCUUCCCAAGUGUGGGUUGCAUGAAUUAUUCAGAACACUUUGAAGUCUUCGGCUUGAGAAAAGCCUUUGUACCCAAAGUAUUGGAAUAGUUUCAUUGACCUCAGAGCCCUGUUUAAUUAAUAGCAAACUUGCUCAGCCACAUGUCCUUAUGACCAUCAUUGCAUUUCUGAGCUGUGUGCCAUGGCAAGUAAAAGUCUAGCUGUUGUCUGCAUGGAAAAAUAGGGGGCCCUGGCAAAGUGCGCACAGAGACUGGCAGUUCCAGUUUGUGCAAAGGUAAGAAAAAAGCUGCACUGCUUUAACUUGCCUCUUCACAAAAUCCUGCAUUUGGUCACCCAGGGCUGAGUGGAGACUGUGCUGCAGCAGUGGUGAACCCCAGGCCUGGACCCUUUGUGCACCCUUUGUGGGCCCUGCUCUGCACUCUCCUCAAAUGCUUUUUGGGUUGCUGUAGACUGUGAACUAUGACAUGCCUCUUGCUUUACUGGACAAAGAAAUGAGUGUGUGUGCAUGAAGACCUCAAUGUCUGUGGCUGGACUUGGCCUAGCCUACUGAACAAAAGCUAUUUGUUAGAGUCUGAACAAACGUUUGGAAUCACAUCCCUUGGUCUGCCCCCAUCCCUCCCUGGCAUGGUUAUUGAAGGGAAUGGAAAAGCUGCUUCUGCUGACUUGGAUGAACCAAUGGCCUUGCUCCAUCUAGUUCUUGCAUGUACCUGUCUCCAAGGUCUGCAAGAACGAAUGCUUUUCCUGGCAGAGGGAACCUGAU
Messenger RNA from Zootoca vivipara (common lizard), 3096 nucleotides. RefSeq names its product trans-L-3-hydroxyproline dehydratase (gene L3HYPDH). The record is from RefSeq and is a predicted model, not a curated record. NCBI's taxonomy places the organism in Eukaryota, Metazoa, Chordata, Lepidosauria, Squamata, Lacertidae. Gene Ontology annotation, molecular function: hydro-lyase activity.